Messenger RNA from Hemisphaericaspora subhashii, 1113 nucleotides. RefSeq names its product peptidylprolyl isomerase. Bases 1 to 1113 code for a protein of 370 amino acids. The transcript has a single exon. Lineage: Eukaryota; Fungi; Ascomycota; Pichiomycetes; Serinales; Debaryomycetaceae. Gene Ontology annotation, cellular component: nucleus; protein phosphatase type 2A complex; cytoplasm. Gene Ontology annotation, biological process: mitotic spindle organization. Gene Ontology annotation, molecular function: peptidyl-prolyl cis-trans isomerase activity; protein tyrosine phosphatase activator activity. The record is from RefSeq and is a predicted model, not a curated record.
AUGAGUAAACCAACCAGAAGAAUAACAUCACCAGAAGAUUUAACUAAGUGGAUAGAAUCAGAUACUUAUAAUCUUUUAUUAAACUUCAUUCAAUCAUUACAAGAUCUGAUUCUUGGUAAAACAAAUGAUGAUUCUGAAGUUAUUAUAUCAACCACAACCACCAAUUUAUUAAACAUCCUAAAUGAAGUAGAUGCAACUAUAGAUAAACAUCCAGUUGUUAUUGAUAAAGAUAUAUCUCGAUUUGGUAAGGUUGAAUUCCGUGAUUUCUAUGAUCAUCUUUCUCAAUCCUCACAAACAUUAUUAUCCCGCUUAACUUCCAAUCCAGAUGAUUUAAUUGAAUUGGGAACUUAUUUCCAAGAAUCAUGGGGUAAUAGAACCAGAAUAGAUUAUGGAUCUGGACAUGAAUUAAAUUUCAUCACAUUCCUCCUUUGUCUUUCACAACUCAAUAUCAUCACUUUGGAAGAUUAUCCCGCGAUAAUAUUACACGUGUUUACUAAAUAUAUGACUAUCAUGCGUCGAUUACAGAAAUUAUAUUGGUUAGAACCAGCAGGAUCUCAUGGAGUAUGGGGGUUGGAUGAUUAUCAUUUCUUGCCGUUUUUAUUCGGUGCAGCCCAAUUGGCAAAUCAUCCAUAUAUGAAACCAAAACUGAUCCAUAAUGAAGAAUUAGUGGAAAUGUAUAAGGAUAAAUAUAUGUAUAUGGAAUGUAUCCAUUUUAUAAAUACGAUCAAGACAUUGCCCCAGAAUCAAGAACAGAAAUUGAGUUUAAGAUGGCAUUCUCCAAUGUUGGAUGAUAUACUGGCGGCAAAGAGUUGGUUGAAGAUUAAAGAAGGAAUGAUUAAGAUGUAUAAAGUGGAAGUAUUGGGGAAAUUACCAAUUAUACAACAUUUUAUGUUUGGAAGAUUGAUUCCAUGUCCACCGGGGAUUGCAGAACAUACUGAAGAGGAAGACGAUGGUGAUCAUCAAGAAGAUGAAUGUGGACAUGUUCAUACAACGGGAGUAUUGAAUACUUGGGGUGAUUGUUGUGGUAUAAAGAUCCCCAGUGCAAUUGCUGCAAGUGAGAGUUUAAGAUUACAAGAAGCAAAGAAAAAGCAUAAACCAAUUCCAUUUGAUUAA